AUGUUUCCUUCUCCCCAUCAACGACAAAAACAAAAUGUAAAAUCAAAUGUUAAACCAGGAUUUUAUACAAUUGAAUUAAACAAAUCUGUUUGGGUUAUUCCUGAAUGUUAUCAAAAACUUACUCCCGUGGGGACUGGUGCUUAUGGAGCUGUUUGCUCUGCUGAAUGUAUAACUACCGGUGAUCGAGUUGCAAUUAAAAAAUUUACUCGUCCAUUCCAAAGCCCAAUCCAUGCAAAAAGAACACAAAGGGAAUUGAGACUUUUACGUUUAAUGAGACACGAAAAUGUUAUUGAUUUAUAUGAUAUGUUUACUCCUGAUAAUUCUGCUGAAACUUUAGAGGAUGUUUAUUUUGUUUCAAUUUUAAUGGGUGCAGACCUUUCAAAUAUUUUAAAGAUUCAGCGACUUAGUGAUGAUCACAUUCAAUUUUUGGUUUAUCAAAUAUUACGUGCCCUAAAAUAUAUUCAUUCAGCAGGAAUUAUCCACAGAGAUUUAAAGCCCUCAAAUAUAGCUGUAAAUGAAGAUUGUGAAUUAAAAAUUUUGGAUUUUGGUUUGGCUAGACAAGCAGAUCAAGAAAUGACUGGGUAUGUGGCUACACGUUGGUAUAGGGCACCUGAAAUUAUGUUAAAUUGGAUGCAUUAUACACAAACUGUUGAUAUUUGGUCUGUUGGUUGUAUUAUGGCAGAAUUGAUAACUGGAAAAACAUUAUUUCCUGGAGCUGAUCAUAUUGACCAAUUAACACGUAUAAUGUCUGUUUGUGGAACUCCUAGUGAAGAAUUUUUAAAAAAAAUUUCGUCAGAAGAAGCUCGAAAUUAUAUUAGAAAUAUGCCUAGAAUUGAAAGAAAAAAUUUUAAAUCCUUUUUCCAAGCGGCAACUCCUGAAGCUGUUGAUUUUCUUGAAAGAACGUUAAAUUUAGAUCCAGAUUAUAGGUAA
Molecule: messenger RNA, 930 nt
Organism: Meloidogyne enterolobii
Lineage: Eukaryota; Metazoa; Nematoda; Chromadorea; Rhabditida; Meloidogynidae
Source: the annotation of a GenBank genome assembly